CGCAACUUGUUCUGAAUUGGUUGUACUUUAUUGUUUUUAUCGGAAAAAGUCACGAAAAUCUACUGUUCCGAUCAACGGAUCACACGCACCAUAUUUCCCGGCAGAUCCCCGGAGAAGCCGCACGUCACCGACUGUCGGGAACCAGCCGCAUUAGCACUGUACAGGAGACCGAGGCCAACAAAGCUAUGCCUGUUCGGUGCGCUUGAGUGUGGCACAAAACAGCAGCAAAUCCCCGUUGUUCUCGAUUCCGGAACAAGCGACGAAGCUGUGUGCUGGGGGUAGUUGUUUUGUCGCGGUGUACAUUCUUCGUCAACACGGCCUCAAUCCCUGCGGGAGCUUUGAUUGUCAUUCCGUUUUCAGUUGUCUGGUACGGGAGGACCCCUUAUUUUCAUCCCGAAGCGUCUGAUCGAACCUUACCCGGGCUGUGGAUUUGCUCGUUAGCGUUAGUUGUGUGCCUUCUUUGGUUUUUUUUCUUUUCCCCCUUUUCUUUUCUUCAAAAUUGUCGGAAAGCUGGAUUAUUCAAUAGUCUUCGAAGCGAUGGCUGACCGACUAACUCAGCUACAGGACACGGUGAAUCAACAAGCGGAACACUUCUGUAACAGUAUCGGUAUCCUACAGCAGUGCUCGAUUCCGAGCAAGUUUGCCGGUUUUGAGCGUACCGGAUCCCAAACGCCUCAACAACAAGUGCAGCAGCAACAGGAAGACUACCCGCAGCUAUUCUCCACCCUGAUCUCCCGAUGCGCGAAAGACAUCGACACCCUUAUCGAAUCUCUGCCCAGCGAGGAAAGUUCGAUCGAGCUGCAGGUCCAAUCACUUCAGCGACUCGAAGCCGAAAACAAAGAAUCGGCCGAAAAGCUGGAAGAAAUCGUACGGAAGGGCGAGUUGUUGCUGGAGAAAAUUCAAGCCGCGCUCAGUGAUAUAGCCCAGUCCCAACUGGACAUGCAGUAUUCGUCAUGAAAUAGCCUUGGCAGCGCGUACUGGCAGCGGUACUAUAGGUUGGUGAUAGUUAAUGAUGCAAGGAUGAUUACAAUUUCCCAGCCGAGGUGGCAAAGGAUUUCAUCUUUGCGAUGUGUGAUGCGGUUCAAUCAAAAUGCCCCGUGCGAUGUGUAACACUCUCAAUCAAUCAGCCGUAACCAAACGAUUGGGAAAACGAUAUUUGAACACCUUUUAUGUGUGUCUUUUUAAACCCCCAUAUACCCCCUGUAGCGUAUUAAGUAA
Molecule: messenger RNA, 1218 nt
Organism: Anopheles moucheti
Lineage: Eukaryota; Metazoa; Arthropoda; Insecta; Diptera; Culicidae
Gene: MED21
Product: mediator of RNA polymerase II transcription subunit 21
Exons: 2
Coding region: 538-957 (139 amino acids)
Biological process (GO): regulation of transcription by RNA polymerase II
Cellular component (GO): mediator complex
Molecular function (GO): transcription coregulator activity
Source: RefSeq, a predicted model, not a curated record